AUGGAUUUGUUAAUUGAUAAUUAUGGAAGCGGAAGUGAGGGUGAAAUUGAGUCUGAUCCUGAGACAGAACGUAUGAUGGAGCCAAUCACUGAUUCAUCAAACUUGCAGUUAGCUCCUAGUGUGAUAUCCCUAGAAAAUAAAGUUGUUGCAAUUGGUAUAGAAAAAGGAAAUAACAAAUUACUAGGAUAUAAUCCAAAAUUUGAAGAAUUAUACGCACCUUCAGUUGGUCCUAAAAAUCCAUAUAAAAGUAAUGAAAGUUUAGCACCAAAGAAUAUGCUAACAGGGUAUGUUGAAAAAACUCAUUUAUCAGAUUUUCAUUUUGAAAAAGAGAUUCGUUCUUUUGAUACUCUUGGGUAUGCUGCUAAUCCUAGUAGUAGUAUUGGUAAGAAUAUUAUAGGUGAUAUGAAUAAAGCUGAAUUAUACAAUGGUGCUUCUUUGUUUGAAGGAGCAAAAACAGGAAGAGAAAAAAGGAAACGACAAGUCAAUAGGGAUCCCUCUGACUUAGAAGGUUUCACUGGUCCUUGGGCUCGUUUUGAAGAUGAAGAAACAAUAUCCAAACCAACUCAAGAACAACAAGAAAAAAUAAAUGAAUAUUUGAAGAAACAACAAAUGAAGAGCAAAAAAUUCAAGAAAAUUGCACAAGAUGAAGAACAUCUUUUAGAUGAAAGUGUUAUUGUACAUAUAAAAGAAUCUGUUGAUUACCGUGGAAGAUCAUUUAUGGAUCUUCCUUCUUAUAGUGGGGUUAACUUGAGAGAAGAUUUUGUUCCUCAAAAUUGUACAAUACCUAAAAGGCUUUUACAUACUUUUAAUGGACAUCAGAAACAAGUAAACGCUAUGAAGUGGUUUCCCAAAAGUGGUCACUUGUUUUUAUCAUGUAGUAUGGAUGGAAAAGUAAAAUUAUGGGAUACAUAUAAUAAAAAUCAAUGUCUACUUACAUAUAAAGGUCAUGUUAAACCAGUCAAAGAUAUUUGUUUUAACUACGAUGGAACAGAAUUUAUUUCUGCUUCUUUCGACAGAUAUUUAAAAUUAUGGGACACUGAAACAGGUAAAGUUAAAAAUAGAUUUGAUGCUAAAAGCAUUCCAUUUUGUUGUAAAUUUAAUCCCGAUCAAGACAAAAAUAAUAUGAUAAUGGCUGGAUUACAAAAUAAAAAAAUUACUCAAUGGGAUACAAGAAGUGGUGAAGUUGUACAAACGUACGAUCGUCACUUAGGUGCUGUUAACUCAAUAACAUUCUUUGAUAGGAAUCGGAGAUUUGUAUCAACUUCUGAUGACAAGUCAUUAAGAAUAUGGGAAUGGGAGAUACCAGUAGAUACUAAAUUAAUUCAAAAUGUUGGUUUACAUUCUAUACCAACGAUGACAAAAAGUCCUGAUGACCAAUGGAUUAUUGGACAAUCUAUGGACAAUAGGAUUGUACUUUUCCAACUUAUUGAUGAUAAAUUAAAAUUUGCCAAAAAGAAAUCGCUUCGUGGUCACAAUACUCAAGGUUUUCCUUGUACAACAGAUUUCUCACCUGACAUGACUUACGUUAUUUCUGGUGACGGAGAUGGCAAAUUAUUUAUUUGGAAUUGGAAAACACACAGAAUUGAGGCACAAUGGAAAGCUCAUGAUAAACAGACGAUGGUCUCAUUAUGGCAUCCUCAUGAAAAAUCAAAAAUUAUAACAGGUGGAGGGGAUGGUGUAAUUAAAAUGUGGAAUUAA
Molecule: messenger RNA, 1698 nt
Organism: Strongyloides ratti
Lineage: Eukaryota; Metazoa; Nematoda; Chromadorea; Rhabditida; Strongyloididae
Product: Pre-mRNA-processing factor 17
Exons: 2
Coding region: 1-1698 (565 amino acids)
Biological process (GO): mRNA splicing, via spliceosome
Cellular component (GO): catalytic step 2 spliceosome
Molecular function (GO): mRNA binding; protein binding
Source: RefSeq, a predicted model, not a curated record